AUGACUUCACCAAACCACACCUCACCAUCCCCCACCCGGCCUCCGGCGAACAACCCCGCAAACAACCAUUCACCAUCUACCACAGCCACCUCUCUCAUCCGUCCCCCUCGCUUCUACAUGCUCCGAGCCUUCACCACUCGUCUCCUCCCUCUAGCACUCUUCACAGUCUUCCUCAUCACAGGUACUGUAAUCCUCAUCUAUUCCGUCGUAGACAAACGAGUUAUACCUUCGAAUUUCAUCGCCGGAUCGUAUAUAACUAUCGGUGUUAUUAUUCUUCUAUGGUGUUUAUCACGUUUUAUACUCCUUCUCCGAGAAAGUUUCGGGGAGCUAGUAAUUGAUGAGGUGGAGGCUGGGUUGCAGGGAGUCAAUAGAGUACAUGUAAGAGGAUUAUGGGGAAAAGAAGAGGGGAGAGUAAAGAAGUGUUUAAGGUGGUUGAUGGAGCCCCCGAGGAGUGAUGGGUCGAAAUCACCGGUUGGUAGAUUUGAUUUCGGAAACCACAGCUCACGAAAUCGUCGAGAAGUCGCAAGACAAGAACCGCAACUCGCAAGGGAAGGGAUCGAAUUGAGAGAUUUUGGGAUUCGUGAUCAAAAUCCUCAAGUAGCUCCAUCGGGGCCUGCACUUUCAUCUCUCGAAAGUCUCUCUAACGUACCAGCUCAUUUAUCCAAGCCCCAGAACCAUCCAAAUGAUCCAAAUAUGCGAAAUUCAGUACAGCAACGUGCAAAAUCUCACCAACGAAACCCAAGCCCAAGCCAAAGAACCCCCGCUCUACCUCCCCAAAAAACCAGAAACCAUCGAGCACCAACCCUAAAUCCCACAAUCAACACCUCCCACGACAGACUAACAGUACACCACUCCUCACCCCCAAACCCUUCCCAACCCAUCUCAUACACAAGCGAAGAAUCACGAGAUGUGACAUCUCAGACUCGCUUAGCACCUCACAAUUUACCAUUAUCUUUACAGAUUAAUCCGGGUUCUGUAAACUCGAUAGCGCGAUCUCGUCCGUCGAAAAUAACAAGACCGCUUACGCAGAGUUCCUGA
This is a messenger RNA of Botrytis byssoidea, 1038 nucleotides long. RefSeq lists its product as uncharacterized. The transcript has a single exon. Lineage: Eukaryota; Fungi; Ascomycota; Leotiomycetes; Helotiales; Sclerotiniaceae. Bases 1 to 1038 code for a protein of 345 amino acids. The record is from RefSeq and is a predicted model, not a curated record.